AUGGCAUACUUACUUUUAUAUGUUGAUGACAUCAUUUUGACAGCAAAUACUGAUCAUAUUCUUGGAAAGUUUAUUACAUUGAUGAAACGAGAGUUUGCCAUGACUGAUCUUGGCCCGUUGCAUCAUUUUUUGGGUAUUUCUGUUAAACGUUCAUCUUCAUGCCUCUACUUGUCUCAGUCAGUUUACGUAAAGGAAAUCAUUGUACGUGCACCCAUGAUAAACUCUAAUCCUGUGGCCAUACCAGUUGAUACUAAUUCGAAACUAAGUGCAACCUGUCCGGUUAUCGAGGAUCCUACUUUAUACCGAAGCCUGGUUGGGGCUCUUCAAUACCUUACUUUCACUAGACUUGACAUUUCUUAUGCAGUUCAGAAGGUAUGUUUAUUUAUGUAUGACCCUAGGGAUUCUCACAUGCAGGCACUUAAGCGGAUCCUUCGCUAUAUUCAAGGUACUCUUGAGCAUGGCUUGUUCGUGUCUGCUACUACACUCACUGGAUUAACUGCUUACUCUGACGCUGAUUGGGCUAGGUUACCGGAUUUCCGUCGAUCCACUUCCGGAUUCUGCAUAUUUCUAGGUGAUAACCUGGUUUCCUGGUCUUCUAAGCGUCAGGCAAGUGUCUCUCGCUCAAGUGCUGAGGUUGAAUAUCGGGGAGUGGACAAUGUUGUUACAGAGACUACUUGGCUUCGCAACUUACUUCUUGAGCUUCAUCUACCUCUACGACGUGCCACCAUUGUAUACUGUGAUAACAUCAGUGCCGUGUUUAUGUUUGGUGAUCCUGUUCAAUAUCAACGCACCAAACAUGUGGAGAUUGAUAUACAUUUUCUUCGUGAUCGCGUUCGUAUUGGUGAUAUUCACGUACUACACAUCCCCUCGGAAAAUCAAUAUGCUGAUAUUUUUACCAAGGGCCUUCUACGACAGCUGUUUACUCGUUUUCGUGCUAGUCUGAGCGUCUGCUCUUCUCCCGCUCUGACUAAGGGGGUAUAA
Messenger RNA from Papaver somniferum (opium poppy), 981 nucleotides. RefSeq lists its product as uncharacterized. The record is from RefSeq and is a predicted model, not a curated record. NCBI's taxonomy places the organism in Eukaryota, Viridiplantae, Streptophyta, Magnoliopsida, Ranunculales, Papaveraceae. The coding region runs from base 1 to 981 and encodes 326 amino acids. The transcript has a single exon.